Messenger RNA from Carassius auratus (goldfish), 2416 nucleotides. RefSeq names its product rho-related GTP-binding protein RhoG-like. Gene Ontology annotation, biological process: small GTPase-mediated signal transduction. Gene Ontology annotation, molecular function: GTPase activity; GTP binding. NCBI's taxonomy places the organism in Eukaryota, Metazoa, Chordata, Actinopteri, Cypriniformes, Cyprinidae. Bases 251 to 826 code for a protein of 191 amino acids. The record is from RefSeq and is a predicted model, not a curated record. The transcript is spliced from 3 exons.
CUGCGUCUUCCGCCAGGUCACGGUGUCCGCGGUUACGCGCACGCACGGUGUUGAGCGCUAGGCGGAGAGGAGCGCGAGGACUUCAGAGCUGAUUGAGACGGGGUUUCUACCGGAAACAGAAAUCAGUGAUAUCUCUCGGAGUUCCUCAGGACCGAACUAUGAUCGCAGCAUCAGUGGAGAUCCUGUAAACACUCAUUCAGAAUCACUUCCUACUGAGAAACACAAGGUGCCGCUGCCGUGAGGAACCAGGAUGCAGACCAUUAAGUGUGUUGUGGUGGGCGACGGGGCGGUGGGGAAGACGUGCCUCCUCAUCUCCUACACCACCAACGCCUUCCCUGAGGAGUACAUCCCCACCGUGUUCGACAACUACAGCGCUCAGAUGAGCGUGGACGGCCGUACGCUGAGCCUCAACCUGUGGGACACGGCGGGGCAGGAGGAGUACGACCGUCUGCGCACGCUCUCCUACCCACAGACCAACAUCUUCAUCAUCUGCUUCUCCAUCGGCAGCCCCUCGUCCUUCGCCAACGUGCGGCACAAGUGGCACCCGGAGGUGACCCACCACUGCCCCGGCGCUCCCAUCCUGCUGGUGGGCACCAAGAGAGACCUGCGCUCGGACGCGGAGACGCUGAAGAAGCUGAAGGAGCAGGGCCUGGCUCCCACCUCGCACCAGCAGGGCGGCGCUCUGUCCAAGCAGAUCGGAGCGGUCAAGUACCUGGAGUGCUCUGCGCUGCUGCAGGAGGGCGUGAGGGAGGUGUUCGUGGAGGCCGUGCGCGCCGUGCUCUACCCCGCUGCCAAGAAAAACGGCAAGAAGUGUGUGCUCUUAUAGUGGUGCGUGACGGAGAUGAACUCGUGAACAAGCUCUCGCUCUUUCUGAUUGGGCUUCGCUGACUUCUUCAUGUCUCUUUGUCUCGGAAAUCUGUCUGUGGAAGUUGCUUGCUUUAUUUUAGUUUUUAUUGAUCAAUAGCAGUUUGUUGCCAGUAGGGGUGUGAUGAUAAAUCAAUCCGACUCUGCAUCGUGAUUCUGAUUGUUAGUUUUGAGCAGCAGAUGGCGCUGCAUGCUUCAGAAGCAGCCGUUCUCCGCUCACUUCCUGUUCCUCUGCACCACUUAAAAUAAUCAUUCAGAAAGGUCAAAGAGGUUGAAGCGUAUUUCAAGAGUGUUCACAGUGUCAUAAAAGCUGAGGUGUAAGAACGUUUAGGCACUUACUAGACGAAAGCACAAGCGCUCUUCUUCAUGAGUGUUUGAGUGUGCCAUCUGCUGUGAAAAACUCCGCUCAGUCUUGAUUCCUGAAAGUCUCCGAAUCGAUCUAUGAAUGUAUUUAUCGUGUCAGCCCUAGUGAUGUCUGUGUGUGUCAGGAGCCUGUGCUCUUAGAGACAUGUGCAAUAUAAUGAAGACUGAACCAGGUCCACUCCCAGAGAUCCCUGCCCAUGUGCCUGGAUGUGUCUUCAGGAUGAUUUCAACAGCAGUAUUUGGACCGGGUGUGUAAAUCAGAUGGUCUGGGGCGCACUGUGUGAAUCUCCUGUAGAAAACUGCAGGAUAUCACUUACACCAAAGUCAGAAAAAAUAUAUAUUUCACAUAAAGAAAUUAAAUCUUUUUUUAAUGCAACCCCCCACAAAGAAAGUAGCUUCUCCAGAAACAAUUACAGAUUUUUUUAUAUUGUUUUAUACAUAUAUAUAUAAAUAUAUAUAUUAGUCUACAAAUACUGUAAUGCUGUACAUUUCCAGUUACAAAUGCCACAUGUCUUAAUAGUCCACAGCUAGAUAUUAUAAUGCUGAAUAUAUUUUGUUAGCUGUGAUUGUGGUUCAGUCCUCCUGAGACUCGUGCCUCAUGCUGUUUUCUGAGGGGCUGUGUCCCGCUGCUAAACUAGUGUUGGUACUGUUAGUUAGUGUGUCCUCUUCAGAGCCUCGGUGUGUGUGUGAUGGUCCAGAGUACAUCCAGCAUCUCACCUCAUCUCUCACGUGCAUCAGCCGUUUAAGAUGCCGCUAGCACGUGUGUGUGAUUUAGCUUUCUGAACUGGAAGUCAAAACUGACAUGUGUGGAAACCUGGGACUCGACAGCCAACUUUUUCUUUUUCUUUUAAUUGCCUUGUGUUUUUAACUUCUUGCUUUCUCUGAACUGUCUGCCAGACUUGACCAAAGAGUGCCUUUGGACACACAGAUGUUAACUGUCGUCUAAUCAUUCCUUCCUUCGAGUUCAUUGCCAGACUGGAUGUGAGAGAAGUGAAUCUGUGCAGACGCUGACGUCAGGAUCAGGUGUAUGCGAGUGAUUGUGUAGUGUCUGGUGUGUGGUACUACAUGUAUACACUGGGAACUCCAUUUUUGUCCAAAUUGCUUUUUUAUAACCAAAAGAAAUUGUAUAAAUGAACUAACGGUGAGAUGAUUUUAAAUUAUGCUGAAUAAAGGUUUAGACUCUCAGUCA